CGCCAUUCAUCAACAGAGCCGACCAGACGACAAUCACCAGAGCAGAGCAGAUUAGGCGACGAUAGUCGAUUGUAACGGAGACAGGAAGGCCGAUCACAGGCCCACUCACGAAUACGUAGGGUCUAGGAGACGAGUACCGUGCUCAGUCGAAGCUGCGAACGUUUCAAUUUAAUCAGUUACGAUCUAAAAGAAACGCCUGACAGUUAGUACAGAGUCCUGUUCCAGCCCUAUCCCGCCUUUGAACCUUCACCGCGCGCCGAUCCAGCCGCCAUAAUGCUGAAUGUGACAAUAGCGGAGGCGGCGCAAAUGCUGGGGAGACCUUUAACGGCAGCGGAGGCGGCGUGGGUGGGCGCGACGGCAGGCGUGGCGGACUACCAGCUGUACUGCUGCACCGUGGUGCUGCUGGCGGCGCUCUACUCGCUCGCGUGCCUGCCGUACGCCAUCCUCGACUACCUUCGCCUGCCCUUCUUCGAGCAGUACAGACUGCAGCCCACCAUCUACCACUCGCCAGCUGACACGUGGAAAUGCUACAGGGACGUGAUCGGCGUGAUGCUAACCACCAUUCUGCCGCUCCAGCUGCUCUCGUACCCUUUCUUCAAGGUAGCUGGCAUCACGGCGUCGCUGCCCCUGCCAACGGUGUCCACCAUGGCGCUGCAGAUAUUCGUCUUUCUGCUGCUCGAGGACUACGGCAACUACUGGAUCCACCGCCUCUUCCACCAUCCCCUCCUCUACAAGCACAUCCACUACAAGCACCACGAGUACACGUCCCCCAUGGGCGCGGCCGCCACGUACGCGCACUGGGCGGAGGUGCUGGUGCUGGGCAUCCCCACCUUGGUGGGGCCGGCCAUGGUGCAGUGCCACGUGGUCACGCUGUGGGCCUGGAUCCUGCUGCGCCAACUGGAGGCCAUCGAGACGCACUCGGGGUAUGACUUCCCGUGGUCGCCCACGCGGCUGAUCCCGUUCUACGGCGGGCCGCGCUUCCACGACUACCACCACGAGGUGGGGGGCCACAGCCACUGCAACUUCGCCUCCAUCUUCACCAUCUGCGACUGGCUCUACGGCACCGAUAAGGGCUACUACGCCAAGGUGGCGGCUGAGGAGAAGAUGAAGAAUCUAAGGGCAGAAAAAUCGAAGAAGGAAAAGUAAAAUAAGCCUCCCUCGCUCUAGAGAUGCUUGUCAUUGUCUCUACCUAGCAUAAAUGCUUGGGAGACACUUGUGAUAUGCCAACUACCGGCACUCCAGGUCACCCAGGCAAUGACUUAUUUUAUUUAUUACAACAGCAGUGAGCUUGAAAAAGGAAUGCGAUAGCUAGAGGGAAAGUAUAUCGGCGCUCAGCAUUAGGGGCCUAGAUAACAUGUACGCUCAGUGACACGAUAUAAACAAUCAGAAAUAGC
Closterium sp. NIES-67 is the source of this 1394-nucleotide messenger RNA. The record is from the annotation of a GenBank genome assembly. Lineage: Eukaryota; Viridiplantae; Streptophyta; Zygnematophyceae; Desmidiales; Closteriaceae.